Molecule: messenger RNA, 11490 nt
Organism: Monodelphis domestica (gray short-tailed opossum)
Lineage: Eukaryota; Metazoa; Chordata; Mammalia; Didelphimorphia; Didelphidae
Gene: PCGF3
Product: polycomb group ring finger 3
Source: RefSeq, a predicted model, not a curated record
CCAGCGCAGUGCGCAUGCUCGGAGCGCGGCGCCCCCGACUCCUCGCUCGGCUGGGCUCGGGCAUUUCCGCCUCUUUGUUUUAAACUCCGGACGGAUUUUUUUUUCCUCCUUUUCGGGGGGACCGGGAGGGAGCUGCGCCCCCUCCCCCCUUCCCCCUCCCCGCGCGGCCCCCGCGCGCGGCCCCGCCGAUCGGCGACUCGCAGCUUGUUAAGCUGCAGAAGAUAUCACAAAGCUGAGCAAAGUGGUACACUGCCAUCAAUAUACAAACAAAAUGAAGAUUAGUUUUUAAAGUUUCCAAAAUGUAGCAUGAGAUUCCAGGCUGUCUGCUAGAAAAUGGAAAAUAAACAAGGGACAGAUGAAAGGAGCAAGGGUGAAGAGCCAGAAUACAGACUACCUGGAAUAACAGAGUAAAGCCAGUAGCCUAAAAACCCAAUGAGAAGACAAACUGAAGACAAAGAAAACAUCUAGAAGAGCACAGUCAAUAAUUCUAUCAAGGAAAGUGGAGGGAGUUCCAGGAGUGUCCAUAAGAGUAAAGACAUCAGAAUGUCACAGACACCAAAGAUGUUGACCAGAAAGAUUAAGCUUUGGGACAUAAAUGCCCAUAUCACAUGCCGCCUGUGCAAUGGAUACCUAAUUGAUGCUACCACUGUAACGGAGUGUUUGCAUACCUUCUGUAGAAGUUGCCUGGUAAAGUAUUUGGAAGAAAAUAACACUUGCCCUACGUGUAGAAUUGUUAUUCAUCAGAGUCAUCCACUGCAAUACAUUGGUCAUGACAGGACAAUGCAAGAUAUUGUUUACAAAUUGGUACCAGGCCUCCAAGAAGCGGAAAUGAGGAAACAGAGGGAAUUCUAUCACAAAUUAGGCAUGGAAGUGCCUGGAGACAUCAAAGGGGAGACUUGCUCUGCAAAGCAGCACUUAGACUCACAUCGGAAUGGUGAAACAAAAGCCGAUGACAGUUCCAACAAAGAAACAUCAGAAGAAAAACAAGAAGAGGAUAAUGACUAUCACAGAAGUGAUGAACAGGGUGCUCCUGCCUUGGCCUUGCUGCUGAAUUUGGGAUUGGCCACCAUGAACUCUGAGGAUGCUGAAACCCAAAGAGGUCCUGCUAUCACAGUGCUGACAGGCCACAAGGACCAGAGUGGAAUCAAGCACCAGGGACGGGCACAAGCUAAGGCCAACACCAAGAGUCAAAAGCACGCUCAUCCGGUGAUGGAGCAGAAGCUGGGAGCCCAGGCAUGGGCAGGCUCCCAGACUGUGUAGGGAACGGGGCCAGCAACUCGCCAUGGCUGGAGCUCCUGUCCGCCACCUCCUCACGGACUCGCUACUCGUGGGCCUCUCAGGCAGAAAGCCGGGCAUGGGCUGGCCUGCCGGACAACCGCCGGUCCAAGGCCACCGACCCAUGAGUUAACGGACCCCCCCUAGGCCAAGUCCUAUUUUCUCCAUCCCCUCCACAGUGCACAGGCCGAGGGGCCUUCCAGGAAGCCCCGCUCUGGGGGCAAGCAGAAGACACAAGCCUCCUCCCCUGGGCCACAGCCAGGAUCCGUGAGACAGGGCGUGAGGGCCUGGACCGCCGGACACUGGGGGUGGGCUUCCUCUCACACCCAAACCCCAUUAAUGCUUAGAGGCCCAAUUCUGUCCCAUCCAACAGACUUAUUAGACGCCCGCUGUGCCCAAGGCACUACGCUAGCUCCUGGGGAUAGGGAGGAGUCUCGCCCCAGGUCCCCGGUACCUUUACUGGGAGGAGAGCCUGGGGCUCUGCCGGCUCCUCUGGGCAGCAUCCCGACCAGGUUAGACGGAGAUGCAGUAAACGGUCCUCCCACGGUACCCUUCCAGGCCGCCUCUUCACACACACACAUUCCCCUACAGCCCAUUCUCUAGAGCUUCCCCAGUUCUGUCAUGCCUUCGGGGGAAGCACGUAUGCUGUGUGGCCUCCGAUCCCUGUCUGCCAUCAUAACUCUCUACCUAGUGGGGCAAGAAGGAGCAUCUUCCCCCAACCCCGACGCCUUCCCUACAAAGCGGCCUAGAGAAGGGCCUCCCGGAGCUCCCGAGACCCCAGGAAUGUCCUCCCCACUGUUUCAGACAGCAGGAGAACAGGAUGGAGGGCCCGAAGAGCUUAGAGAAAAAGGUGGCACAUCCAGGGCCAGCUGAGACAGAGCAGCCUCUGAGCCAUUCUCCCCGCCUCCCGGUCCAUCCUAGACGUCCCAGGUCUGUCUCCUCUUGGAGGCUUGGCCCACUGGGGCUUUGGGUUCGUGCACCUAGAUCCUUCAUGCAGACCCACUCCUGUCCCCUUUUCUGGUGGGGCUGCCUCUUCCCCCCAGAUAGCUCCCAUUCCAGCCCCUCCUACCCCAGAGGCCCCGGGCUGCUAGGGAAGAAGAGAUGGUUGCCCUCAGAAUAGUAACCAUGCUCAAAUAUUCUGCAUCCAUGGUGGGUGUUGUGUGGGAGACGGGAUUCUCCCUCUAAGAGUGGGCCUUGGAAAAAUUGCCUGCCUUGGCCCAAGGCCACCGAUCCAUUGAGCUGGUGCCCAUUCCCUCCGUCCCACCCAGGAGGAGGCUUGCCACCUCUUCUGACGCACCAGCUGUGCAUUGCCGGCUAGGAAAUCACUCCAGGCCCCAAGACACCGAGCAAAUAACGGUGGGUUCAAGUAUCCCUCCUAAUAGUGGCCGAGUGACCAUUGGUAAGUCACUUUACAUCUGUAAGCUGGGAAGGCCACUCCUCGCCUCUUGGGAAAGUGCUUUGUAAGCCAUAAAGCAAGGCAGAUGCUCACAGCGUGGCAGGAGUCAGAAGUGGGGGCAGCCUGGCCUUUCUGGGCCCCCGGGAUGGGAAAGGCAGAGUCUGUAGGUUCCAGAGAUGAGCAAACAAGUGCCUGUCACUCCCUGCGUGACCUUAGGCCGAUGCACUCUCUCAGGCCUCCGUCGUGUCCUUUAUAGGAUGAGAGAGUUGGAUUUAGUGACCUCCGAGGGCCCUUCCGCCUCUAGAGCUUGGAUCCUACAGAAUAAAUGCUGUGGCUCACCUUGUCCUUUGUCUGUAACGGGGUGGACCCUCCCCAGAACCCUAAUUCCUCGGGUAGAUGGCUGAGCACUCGCAGGGAACCACGGUUGGGCUAAAGGUACCCGUGAGUCUGACGAGGGUGUCCUCCUUAGACCAGUGGCGGGAGGAGAAAGCAGCAGCGGAGACAGGCUGCACCCCCAUAACGUGCCCCGACGUGGGCCCGGUGCACACACACAGGGGCUCACCCAUCACGGAUGCACAAACACAGGAGUCCAGGCUCCCACCCCCGUGAUCCAUUUGGAUGGGGGCCCAGGGAGCACACAGAUGAGGAAGGGCACCCCCCCGCCCCGGGAUGUUUGGCAGUGACGCACGGGUACCAAAGGGCGGUGUCUACGCGCCAGGGAGAGUCAGACUGCCAAAGGGUCCAUAAAAAAAGCCAAGAACCCUCCAUCUGGUCCAACUCAGUCUUUUACAGAUGAAAAGUAGCCACGGCCAGAGAAACAAAAUUAAUGACCGAGGGUCCCCCAGCCGGCUAGGGACAGAGCUGGGGUGAGACUCUUGUCCUAACUUCCCAGAGGAGAUCGGGUGACAGUGUAUGGACUCUACUGUACAGAGAAGGUGUGAUGAUGCUUAUUAGGGAGCGCCCCUCAAUUUGGCAGCCCCAGAAACUUGCUGCCUUCCCUGGGCCUAGCCUCAGUUCCUCUUUUGUGGAAUAGGGUUAAUCCCCGACCUUCCUGCCUGGCAGCAUUGGAGGCAGCCCUUGCUGUCUAAGCGAUGUUUGCCGUUGUGCCAGGAACACCCUUCGGCAAACAUUUGCAGGAUGCUUUUGGAACUGGGCUAAUCCGUAGUUUAAGCACAUCUGAGCUGGACAGAUGCCAGGCUUUAUCUACCUGGGGAGAUUUUUUUCUUCAAAAAAUAAACAUUUUAUCCUCUGUUUCUAAUUAAUGAGACAUGGAUUCCCAAUCCCCGGCCUCCCUCGGAGGCAGCCGAUGAGGAAAUCUUGGCUGAGCCCUGCCCCACAUUUACCCCAGGUCCACGCUUCAUAGCAUUACUCUUUUCUAAAGAUCAUGCAUUUCUUUUCUGUCUCCUCGUGGUUCCCUGUAACCAAAGGUCUGCCCACGAGGCUCUCCUGUAGAGGGGAAAAUGGGGAAGAAACCUAGACCUUUCCUCCAGGGAGCUCGCGGUCCAGAGAGACACUUAAGUCACAAGACAGGAAAAAUCCGAGGUGAUGGUCUGCAAGAAGGGUGCAGACGUCACGCUGGAAAACAUUUUUGUUAUGAUCUCCCUCCAUAUACUCAAGUGCCCCUUUAGUUACUGACCGCCCCCAUCAGAGCUUCAUUCCUUUGGGUUAAGCAUUACUCUCUCCCCCCUCUGUGGAAAAUCGACGUCUGAGCCCCCUGUGACUCGGGGAAUGAGUUUAGCCAAUUUCCUUUAAGACAAGAAGGGACUGGGAGCCUGGGGAGGGCUGGCGAAUCAAGAGAGAGAGAGGGGAAACAUCCCAGAAAAGAGGCUGAGAGAGAGAAGGGUGGGGAGGGCUAAAACAAACUCAUGGGGCCAAGUGCGAUGGGAACAUCCCCAGAUGCUUGCAGAACGUAAGGUUAGCUCGUUCCCUAUCGGAGGAAUCACACCUGGUGGAGUUGAAUACAAAUAGUCCUAAUCUUUUCCAGCUGAAAAAUCUGAAUUUGAGACCUAGCCAAGGCACCCCGGGAGCCCUUCGAAGGCUUUCUCCUGCCUACCUCAUUGACAUUCCAACUAUGCAUCUAACUCUGCGUCCUGCAAAAUGUCAGCAUUAACCCGGGGUCACAGCGGACUCAGUGUAAACAGGUCUGAGCGGUAGCUUGGACACCUUCAGAAGGUCGAGUUAAUGUCACGUCCAUGACUGUGAAUGUCUGUGAAUAUUUUAGCUUUUGAUAUAUUUUUUUUUUUACAUUAUGAUCUUUUAAGGUUACUUCCAAGUGCAGAAAAUCAUCUGACGGAGAUCUGGGGUGUUUAGGGGGCUACAAACUCCACAGUUGAUGGGGCAGCCGAGGAAAGGAAUGAAUGAGUGAAUGGAUGAAUGAAUGAAUAAAUGAAUGAAUCAGUCAAAAAUUAAGCACUUGCUAUGUUCUAGGUGCUGUGCUAAGUGUUGAGGAUAUAAAUAUAUAAAAUCCAGAGAGUCCCUGCCCUCAGGGAGCUUAUAUUUUAAUAAAGGAAGACAAUACAAUAGAGUAAGGUGCCAUGGCAGAAGUAUUUUAGUCUGGGAAGUUAUAGGGAUGGGACCCUGUGCAGAUACAAUGAUAGUAUUCCUCCCAUGUCAGAAUGGAUAGAAUAGAUCUAGACUUGUGAUUUUAUUGGCAUUGGAAACUCCCUCUGCCUAAUGCAGAUCAGCCCCUUCUCUGCAACCAAGAGGCUCAGAGAGUUGUCCGAGGGCACGGAAGGGUUAUUUCAGCAGCCGACGUGGAUGAUGGGAAAGGCUCAAACUCAGGUUCUUGGCUCUAUUUGGCCAGCUUUCUCCACAAUCCCAUGCUGCCAUGUGCAUAUGUAAGUAUAUAGAGAAUAAAUACAAACUCAAUACAGGAUUCAAAAGGGAGGGAGGGUGCUAUCAAUGGGAGGAUCUGGAGAGAUUUCACGUAGAGGGUCAUACUUGGAGAUUCAAUGAAUGGAGUUGGGGGUGAGAAGGGAAUGCAUUCCAGACACUGGGGGACUUUGUGAAUAGUAAUAAGGUUGGUUUGGCAAGACCCAGAAGUAAAAAAUAGAGAGUUUAGAUUGUGUAAUACAAUGUCAAUGCCCACUGAAGGCUCUUCAGACUUUGAGAUUUAAGAAUUUCAUGACUCCAAAGAUGUGCAUGUCCUUUGGCCCACGUCCUGGGUGACAUUCCUCCAGAUCUCCCUUUGGUUUGUCAACAUGGAAUCUAGAACUGACAGGCUAGUCCUAAAUCUUGGGGUUCAUCAGAUCUUACUAGGCUACAAGUUUGGGGGUUCUAGAUUCCAGGUUGACAGGUUCAUCAUUUUGAUCAAACCCUCAUCCAUAUUUGAUGCUUGAAUAUUAUCUAAUAUGACCAGAAAGGUAGCAGGAUUCUCCCUCUCGACUCCCAGCAUGGCAGGCGGGCUUGGACUGAGAUUCCCAGGCAGAGCCAGAUUUCACCGGGCUGAUGCUGCCCAGGCCCAUUACCCUCAUUCCUUGGGCACUGGGGAGGUAGCACAGGAGGGCACCUGUGCAUCUCUGACUGCGCCAGUGCCUGUGGGAGAGAAGGAAAGAGGGAGGGUGGACAGGAAUCCACCCGAGCUGAGUCACAGGGAAUUCUCAGCAAUGUGCUCAUUGUAUUUCUCAGCUCCUGGGAAAGCAAUUCUGGGGCAGGUUUGUCUCCUAGUGAUGGAUCAGCAGAAGCAGAGUAUGCAUCAUCAGAUCUUUCAAUUCCUGUUAGAAUUCUUAGAGAUUUGGCUAUUUUAAUCAUUAAAACCCAGCCUUUUCACUACCCUUUCUAUUGAAAUGUGCUUAGUACAUGAAUUGAGGUGGAAACUACAGCGAUUCCCAUAAUGGCCAAAGAGCCAUAAGUCAUCGGUGUGGUCCCUCUAGUUGUCUGUCCCCCACUGGAUGAUGGAUGUCAGUAAGGUUUGAUCAUUUCAAGGUCACUUUCUAAUUCCAGGCAUCUCAUUUCCUCAGCUAGAGAAGGGGAUUUUUCUUAUGGCUAAAGAAGAGUAGAUAGAGAUAAAGUAGGUGGAGAGUCAACUUUUCAGUCAACUUUGUCUCUGACAUGUACUGGCUGUGUGACCCUGGGCAAGUCACAACCACUUAAUGCUUCAAUCAAAUUCAGUUCUAGAGCAAGAGAUGACCUUCAUUGUUCAGUCUUUCAGUCGUGCCUGACUCCACAUGACCCAAUGGACCAUAUUUGUCCGUGGGUUUUUGGUUGUUCUUGUUGGCUUGGUUUUUUUUGUGUGUGUGUGUGUGUGUGUGUUGUUUUUUUUUUUUUUAGCAAAGAUGCUGGAGCGGUUUGCUAUUUCCUCCUCCAGUAGAUUAAAGCAAACAGAGGUUAAGUGACUUGCUCAAGGUCACACAGCUAGUAAAUAUCCAGAAUCCAGAGUCCAGAAUUUGAAUUCAAGUUUUCCCCACUCUAGCCCCAGAGCUCUAUCCACUGAGCCACUACCCUUCCUUGUUAGAGGGAGUUUAUUUCAACAUUGAAUUCCCUAUACCAAUGAUCGCAUGGUUCUGGUCUAAAAAAGCCACCACCACCCCCCAUCCAGAUGAUUUGGCCUUACAGGCAAAUCCUCUUCCAUUCUAGGAACAAGAUCAAAUAGGAUUUGGGGGGAGGAGAGGGAAGUAUAACAGGGUACCAGAAAGUGUGUGUGACAACUGUGGGACUGAAUUGGGGGAUUCAGACACACUUUCUACCUCUUGGGCACUCAACUCCCUAGUUUGGACUAAUAAGUGACCUGUAGAAAGCCACUGUAUGAAUCUAAAACCAUGCUGGGUUUGAUUCAAUGUGCCAUUAAAAUGUUCAGAAGGGGGAAACAAAUGGCCUCUUUAAGAAAAGCUUCCAGGAAGAAGUAUUGGUAACUAGUCUCUUUCCCCCCUAAACAUGCCCUUCCUUCCAACUCCCACAUUUUUACUGUUGGUUUUACCCAUUUUCUCUGUUACCCAGGCUCAAAAAGAGGGGACCCUCUUAGAUUUUAAACUCUCAUCCAUCACCCUGCCCAAGAUCUUGAUCAAUUUCCAAAUCUCAUGGAGUCUCUUUCCAUGACCACUUUUCUCUCUCUCUCUCAUGUUCCUAGUUCCCUUUUGUGUAGCCUCCACAACUCUAGCUCAGGCUGCAUCUUCACAACCUCAUAUUACCAGUAAGGUAAGGACCAGCACCACUUACUAGUGUAAAGAAAAACCAAUAGGAUGUGAUGCUCUGAUUUAAAAGGGCCUUCACCACCACCAUUACCAGCCCCAGAAUUUCCCCUACUGUUCUGCCCUUCCUUCUCACAUAAUCAUGACUACAAGUGUCCUUGAGGACCCAAUCACCAGGUGAUUACUGGUCCAGACAUUCCACUUUUCUUCCCUGUCCAUCUGUCCCUUCUCCCAGGUUGCUUGUGUUAAGAAAGAGAAUAUAUCAGGACAAGAUGCUCUAGCCCCUGUCCUAACUCCUUCCUCUUUGAUCACAGGACUCAAUAGAAUGGGAUCCUUGGAUUAACUUCUGCUGUCCUAUAACUCCUACAUUCUUAUUUCAUACUUUUCUGAACCCUGUGACAAGGUAUCCUUCUCAAGUAAAAAAAUCUCUUCUAUAUUCCCCUUGGUGCCAUCUACUUCUGCUUUUUCUUUUUUCCAUGCCCUCUUGGAACUCCAUGUUCUAUAACAGAGCCCCCUUCAUCUAAAUCCCCUCCUCCUAUUUUCUUUCCUUUAUUAUUUAUUAUUUAAUUAUUUAUUAUUCCUAUAUUCUUCUGUUGUUCAGAGAAAACUGAUUAUAUCUAGAUCCUUCCCUCUCCAACACACACACACACAGCACUAGAACGAGGAGUCUUAAAAUCAUAGAUUUAGAGCUGGCAGGACCUUCAGAGGUCAAGUCCAAUGUAUCCAUUUUACAGAUGAAACUGAGGCCCAAAGGGAUUAGGUGGCCUGUCCAAGUGACUCUUGUAGUAGAGCCAGGAUUCUGGUCUUCUGGCCCCUAAUCCAAUGCUCUUUCCAUUACACCAUACUGGAAUCAGACUAUUCUUUACUACCCACUGCUGAUUCCAGAGUCUCCAUUGGUCACCAUCAUAUAGCAUAAAUUUAGACCUACUCAACUAGCAUUUAUUAAGCACCUACUAUGUGCCAGGUACUGUUGCCAACACUAGGAAGGGAACUCAUAGGCAUUCUUACCCCUUGUCCAACGUUACAAAGCAAUAAAAUGCUUGUAACCUCCCCUGUUCAAAACUUUUAGGGCCAAAUGUCUAAAUUCUUGUUUACUAUAAAUUUACUAUAAAUGACCAGCCUUCAAGUCACUCUCUAUCCUUUCUCAAGGAAAUUAAGGCCCAACACAAUUUUCCCCUCCACUUUCUGCUCAUACUUGGGGAUAUGCUUUGAUGUCCCAUCUAAUACCCUGGCCUCCCGACCUCCUCAGCUCCUCUGAUCUACCCCUGCAUCCCCCCACAGCCAUCUGUCAGAUUGGUCAUCCCUUAAAACUGACCAUCACUCAAAACACUCUUACCUCCAUGAUUUUGAACUCUGAAUUUCCCCUCUCUGAGCAUAAUGAGCCAUUUGUAAUCUCUCCUUUUUCACUCCCUCUAAAUCUUUGCAUCAAUCACCAACUUUGUCUUUCUUCUCUGUUCAGGUUUCUCCUUUUUAGUUGACUUCAGAAUUAACCAGUUCAACUUUGUACCAUCGUCUACACUCUGAAUUUCUUGUCCUCUGUCUUUUCUCCACUGAUAUCUUACCAGUCUUCAAUAAUGGGCCAUCCCUACCAUUCACCAUCUAUGGCCCCACAAACAUGCCGUUGAACUUUCCUGGAGAGAACUGCUCAAUUAUGCUGACUGAGUUGAUUACAAAUUCAGUUGGCCAAUCUCAACAGGGCCCUCCCUCAUGACUAGAAGACAAUCUUUUUGACUCUUCUUUGAUUGACUUUCUGUCCUCCCUAUGGUGGCAGAACCAAACUAUAUCCUCUCUUCUUAAACCCCCAAUUCCCCUCUAUUGUGGAGACAAUAUCCGAAGGCUCCACCCAAGAAGGUUAAGCUAGUUUUAUUUGUUUUUUGUUGUUGUUGUUGUUGUUGUUGUUUUUCCUUGAAAGCUAUGGAAACUUUCUUCAAGAUUUAGUUGAUUCAGGGACCUAAGACUCUGGCCUUUGCUGGAGAUUCUUGGUCUCCAACAACCAGGAUGAAGGGAACUGGAGCUCUUCCUUUGGACUUCAGCUUAUAGACUAGCAACAGCUUUGGGGAAGCAACUGUUGUCAGUGAAUAUGCUUCCCCUCUGACUGUUCCUUCUCUGCUUUUUCAUUCUCUGAAUGAUCUUUCCCUCCCUUUGUUAACCAUUUGAUGAACUUCGAGUGUCUCAUUUGAUUUGAAAUUCAAACCUGAGUCACCAGGUAGGCCUAAUCAAUUUUGGCUUAUCAGACCCCAUCUCAGCAGAUGACCUUGUCUCCUUUUAUUUUUGGAGCAAAUUAAGGCUUUUGCUUCUCCCCAAUUCCAUGCAUCCAAAUCCUUCUACAUCUUUACCGAGGUGUUCAUACUUUAUUUCCAGCUCUGAGGAAGAUGUGGAUGUUCAUGUUGCCAAGCCAACCCUUCUAUUUAUGCCCUCAAUCCUAUUCCCUACAGCAGUUUGUAUCAUCAAAUGUCAAUAUUUCAUCAUCUGAUGGUUCUUUCCAUCUUUAGGAAAAAAAAAAAAAGAUGCCACCAAUACUUGAGGUUGUCAUACCCCUGAGCUACCAUCCCAGAUCUCUCUCUCCCUUUCACUGCCAAACUCCUGGAAAAGAUUACCUAUAAUCUACUGCCAAGCUCGCCCAUUGACUCCAUAAACCAUUGCAAUCUGGUUGCUCACCCACCAGUCCACACAAACUCCUUUUGUUCUUGGACAUCUAAAAAUCUCUCUGGAUACUUUCUUCUUCCACACUUCCAUUUUUUUGUUCUUUUCUUUUGUUUUUUUUAAAUUUUCAUUGUUUUUUUCAUUGUUCUUUAUUUCAUCAUCUUCCAUCUCCUACCUCAAAAGCAUGGAUGUCUUCAAGUUCUGUCUUGGGCUUGUUUUUCUCUGAAUUCCCUCCAUUAGAGAUCUCAGCUCUUCAUAUAGGUUCAAUUAUCUAUACUUAAGUGGCUCCUCGUCUAUCUCUUUUAACCCAAAUUUCUUCUCUUAAACCCCAUUUUCACAUUGCCAACUAACUGCUGGAUAACUCCAGCUGGAUGUCCCAUUGAAAUCUCAAUUUUAGCAUCUCCAAUUUAGCAUCCAAACCUGCCCCUUCUACAGACUUCUCACCUCUCAUUUGAGCAAUAGUAAGAACCUCCUCAUUAGCCUCCCGUUGUCUAGGGAGACUUUCCUGUCUCCAAUCUGUCCUCUUGACAGCUGCCAAAAUAAUCUGCCAAAGGCAUGAGUCUGGCCAUGUCACUCCUCUGCUCACAAACCUUCAAUAUCUCCCGAUCACCUCUAAAAUAAGAUAUACAUUCUUUUCUCUGUUAAGCUGUAUAUGAUCUGGAUCUAGCCUACCUUUCCAAAUUUAUUUGAUAUUGUUCCCUUCCGUGUACCCUAUUUUCUAGCUAGACUGUAAUGCCAGAUGUUCCUUAUACCAGAGACUGUCUGCCAUGCCUGGAAUGUAUGCCUUCCUCCUCUUAGAAUCCUCAUCCUUCAAGGAUCAAGUCAGGGGCUACUUUGUGAAACUUUCUUUAAUCUCCACAGUUGUUAGCGAUUUCUCCCCAUCCUCAAAUUACUUUGUAUUUAUUUAUCUGUAUGUGUGUUGUAUCUCCCAGUAGAAUGUAAGCUCUUUGAGGGCAGGGAUGUUUUUAUUUUUUAUCUUUUUAUUCCCCUGGGGCCUAGCACAGUGCCUUGCUUAUUGUAGGUGCUUAAAUAAACAUUUGUCAAAUUGAA